Messenger RNA from Equus quagga, 1701 nucleotides. RefSeq names its product GPN-loop GTPase 3 (gene GPN3). NCBI's taxonomy places the organism in Eukaryota, Metazoa, Chordata, Mammalia, Perissodactyla, Equidae. Gene Ontology annotation, molecular function: GTPase activity. The coding region runs from base 131 to 985 and encodes 284 amino acids. The transcript is spliced from 8 exons. The record is from RefSeq and is a predicted model, not a curated record.
AAUUUGGGUUGCGAUUAGCUCGCACGCCGUGUUCCCGGAACUCAGAGGUCGUCGCGCGAAGGCUGAAGGGAGCCUGGGGGUCCGGCUGCUCGUCCUGUGGUGCGGUGGGCGCCGGAACCGGGGAGCCGGCAUGCCUCGCUAUGCGCAGCUGGUCAUGGGUCCCGCGGGCAGCGGGAAGAGCACCUACUGUGCCACCAUGGUCCAGCACUGUGAAGCCCUCAAUCGGUCUGUCCAAGUUGUGAACCUAGAUCCUGCAGCAGAACACUUCAACUACCCCGUGAUGGCUGACAUCCGGGAACUGAUCGAGGUGGAUGAUGUGAUGGAGGACGAGUCUCUGCGGUUUGGUCCUAAUGGAGGAUUGGUAUUUUGCAUGGAGUACUUUGCCAAUAAUUUUGACUGGCUAGAGAACUGUCUUGGCCAUGUGGAGGACGACUACAUCCUUUUUGACUGUCCAGGUCAGAUUGAGUUGUACACCCACCUGCCCGUGAUGAAACAGCUGGUCCAGCAGCUAGAACAGUGGGAGUUCCGAGUCUGUGGAGUUUUUCUUGUUGAUUCUCAGUUCAUGGUGGAGUCAUUCAAGUUUAUUUCUGGCAUCUUGGCAGCCCUGAGUGCUAUGAUCUCUCUAGAAGUUCCACAAGUUAACAUCAUGACAAAAAUGGAUCUGCUGAGUAAGAAAGCAAAAAAGGAAAUUGAGAAGUUUCUAGAUCCAGACAUGUAUUCUUUAUUGGAUGAUUCUACAAGUGACUUAAGGAGCAAAAAAUUUAAAAAAUUGACUAAAGCUAUCUGUGGACUGAUUGACGACUACAGCAUGGUUCGAUUUUUGCCUUACGAUCAAUCAGAUGAAGAAAGCAUGAACAUUGUAUUACAGCAUAUUGAUUUUGCCAUUCAGUAUGGAGAAGACUUAGAAUUCAAAGAACCAAAGGAACAUGAAGAUGAGUCUACUUCUAUGUUUGAUGAAUAUUUUCAAGAAUGCCAGAAUGAAUGAGGAAUUUAUUAAAAAGUAACUAUAUAUGUGAAGAGCUUGUGGCUGAACCAACAGAAUAUUCUUCUCUUCAGAGGAUGCAAUACCAGAAAGCUACUUAUUUUAAUGGGCUUUUUAUCAGCAGCAUGCCUGAAUCACGUUCUAAGUUAUUCUGAACCUACUGCUGUUGAAAGUGGAAUCUUUUAGUAUUAUUUUAACUGCAUCAAUUUAGAUUUUAAAAGGCAAAAUUGAAAAGAAUGCACAUAGAUUUGUAUAUAAUAUAAAUUAGCACCUGUGGUAUAAUUAAGACCAGUCUACCUUUAUUUUUACUGUUUGAUUUUUGUUAUUUUUGAAGGUUUUUUUGGAGGGGCAGUAAUUAAUUGUAACAAAUAUACAUAUGUCUGUCCAAAGGGAAAAAUCUGGAAGAAUAUAGAUAUGAUCGUUGCUUAUCUGAAUCUUCCAGUUUUCCUACAUUGAAAAUGUAUUAUUUGUAUAAUUAAAAGAUGAAAAGUAUGUUUUAAGAUAUGUGUAUAUAAAUAAAAGAAACAGAAAGAUAGCACCAACUUUUCAUUACACUGGUAUUUUCUAGUCAGAAUUUGAAGUACUCACCAAAUUUUUGAAUGAGUAAAUUUCCCAAAGUGUCAAAAUGUAGGCAGCGAUUUCUUUAAAAAUGCAGUGUAUGGUCUCUGAGAGUUUAAAAAUGUAUGCUUUCCUUGAAUAAUGGCAGAUGUACACAGAAA